Kalmanozyma brasiliensis GHG001 is the source of this 1161-nucleotide messenger RNA. RefSeq names its product D-isomer specific 2-hydroxyacid dehydrogenase, NAD-binding. The record is from RefSeq and is a predicted model, not a curated record. The transcript has a single exon. NCBI's taxonomy places the organism in Eukaryota, Fungi, Basidiomycota, Ustilaginomycetes, Ustilaginales. Gene Ontology annotation, molecular function: glyoxylate reductase (NADPH) activity; NAD binding; hydroxypyruvate reductase [NAD(P)H] activity. The coding region runs from base 1 to 1161 and encodes 386 amino acids. Gene Ontology annotation, cellular component: cytosol.
AUGAUGGCGAACGAUAUCUUGCCAAACGGAGGCCAACCUACGACGGCUGGCUCGGUGCCCAGGAUCGUCUCCGUCUUCGAGGACUUUCCGUCCCAGCUCCUGCAAAGGUUCGCAAAUGAAGGACGCAUCAAGCUCGUCAGUGCUCCAUCCGGGCUGCCCUUCUCUGGAGUGAACGAAUGGCUCUUGAGCGAACUGACUGGAGCAGAUGCAGUCAUCACAUGGCCGUACGUGGGCAUGUUCGGGGGGAACCACAUCGCAGCAGCCAACGCUGACGGGGACAAACUCAAGAUCGUAUCGACGUGCUCGGUAGGCACAGAGGCGAUAGACAGGAACGCUUGCCGUGCAGCGGGGGUCAAAGUGGGCUACACGCCAUACAUCGGCGACGACUCGAUUGCAGAGUACACCAUCGCUAUGCUUUUGCACUACUGCAGGCGGUUAGAGGCGUUGCACGAUAAGGCCACGGCGGGAGGCUUUCUGGACGCACAAAAGGACGUGUUACGGAAUCCCACACUCAACUGCGGCUUCUCGCCCAGCGGCAAGGUGGUCGGCUUCUAUGGCUUUGGGCGUAUCGCUCAGAAGACCGCCGAGAAGCUGCUGGUGUUCGGAGUCAGCAAGAUACUCUACACCACAUCAAGCGUCAAGGCCUUCACAUCCGAUCGCUUCCCGCGGCUGCACGCGCUACGGGAAGCCUUCUAUCCCGGCACACAGAUUGCCAACGAGACCGACCUGCACACAAUGGCAUCCCAAGCCGAUAUUCUGAUCAUCCUCUGCCCUGGCAACGCAUCGACGAGCAACACCAUCAACGCCGGCGUCUUUGACAAGAUGAAGCCGACGUCGGUCGUGCUCAACGUCGCGCGGGGAACAGUGCUGGUCAACGAAGACCUCGAACAUGCACUUCGCUCCAACCAAAUCUCUGCGGCUCUGCUCGAUGUGAUACAGGGCGAGCCUCACAUCAACACAGACCAUCCUCUCCUCGCGGCAGAUCUACGCGAUCGCGUCCUCAUCCUGCCUCACGCCGCCUCGUCCGUCGUAGAAACAAGAAGCAUGAUGGCCGACAUCACAGCCCGCAACAUCCUUACCACGCUUGGCUUUGAGGACGAGCUGCUCGGUGACAAGACGGCUUUGCUUGCGCAACAAGCCUGGACACACUUUGCGGAAUAG